Molecule: messenger RNA, 1818 nt
Organism: Cloeon dipterum
Lineage: Eukaryota; Metazoa; Arthropoda; Insecta; Ephemeroptera; Baetidae
Gene: Prp31
Product: pre-mRNA processing factor 31
Exons: 9
Coding region: 262-1779 (505 amino acids)
Biological process (GO): spliceosomal tri-snRNP complex assembly; mRNA splicing, via spliceosome
Cellular component (GO): U4 snRNP; U4/U6 x U5 tri-snRNP complex; precatalytic spliceosome
Source: RefSeq, a predicted model, not a curated record
UCAGAGUUUUAUUGCUUUAACUUCACAAAAUGAAUAAUGUAUGUAUCUACAUAGAACAAACACCUCUUUUCUGACUUCUGACUCUAUGCGAGUCAACACCCAAAUUUGACCGAAGUAGUCCGAAGUUUGAACUAAUCACAACCGUGGUGGGAGGCAACCUUAACUGUUUUGUUUUGGUUCGCGAAAAGGGAAGAUCCACAGGAUCCACUGCGGUUGGAUUUGAGUUUUUUAGGUGGAUAGAUAUUCAGAUAAAUUUCGAACAUGUCGCUGGCGGAGGAACUUUUGGCUGACCUGGAAGAGGAUCAGGAAACUAAGGAAGAUGACGAACUGAAGGGUUUGAUUGCAGCAUCUGCUGCUAAAACAGAAAUAGACCGAGAUGAGUUCAUGGAAGACCUCAGCAAAACCAAUUUUUCAAAACUAGCUAUGAAAGUAGAUUCGGUUAGACAAGUCGCAAAGCUAAGGGACUCUGCAAUGCUGAACCGAAUUAUGAAGGAAAUCGAAGAUUUCUCAAAGGCGCCUAGAUCGGUGGCGGAAAUGCAUUCAGGUGGAGCCGGUGAGAUGGACCCUGAGUAUCAACUCAUUGUACAGGCUAACAAUGUGGCAGCUGAAAUUGAAAAUGAAAUUAGCACCAUCUAUCAGUUUGUCAAGGAGCGCUACUCAAGGCGGUUUCCUGAGCUAGACUCGCUGGUUGUGCAGCCUUUGGACUACAUUAAAACUGUCCGGGAACUAGGCAAUGAGCUGGAAAAUGUUAAAAAUAACGAGGCUCUUCUCCAAGUUCUCACACAAGCCACCAUCAUGGUUGUCUCAGUCACUGCGUCAACUACUCAGGGGCAAAUGCUGAACGAAAACGAGUUGGAUUCCAUCAAGGAGGCGUGUGACAUGGCCAUCGAGGUGCAUGACUUCAAGCUGCGCAUCCUUGAUUAUGUGGAGGCUCGCAUGGCGUUCAUCUCACCAAACCUGUCGGCCAUCGUUGGGGCGUCAACCGCGGCCAAAAUGAUGGGUCUGGCUGGUGGCCUGUCCCGACUGGCUAAUAUGCCUGCUUGCAAUGUUCAGGUCCUGGGAGCCCAGAAGAAAACCCUGUCAGGAUUCUCGCAGGUAGCCGCCCUGCCGCACACAGGCUUUGUAUACUAUUGCGAAUUGGUCCAAGAAACGCCGCCUGACAUGCGGUUGAAGGCUUCUAGACUGGUUGCUGCAAAGUGCGCCCUGGCAGCCAGGGUGGACGCUGGUCAAGAAAGCAGAGACGGUUCCAUUGGACAGAUGUUCAGGGAGGAAAUUGAGAAGAAACUUGACAAAUUACAGGAGCCGCCUCCAGUGAAAUUCAUCAAACCCUUGCCAAAACCAGUUGAUCCAUCAAGAAAGAGGCGAGGUGGCAAGCGGGUGCGCAAAAUGAAAGAGCGCUACGCAGUGACGGAGCUGCGGAAGCAGCAGAACAGGAUGAACUUUGGCGAUAUUGAGGAGGACGCGUACCAGAAUGACUUAGGCUACACCAGAGGUACCAUCGGCAAGUCUGGCACUGGCAGAAUCAGACUGCCCCAGGUUGAUGAAAAGACCAAGGUACGCAUUUCAAAAACGCUGCACAAGAAUCUUCAAAAGCAGCAGCAGUGGGGCGGCAGCACCACAGUCAGAAAGCAGGUUUCAGGAACUGCUUCCAGCGUCGCAUUCACUCCCAUGCAGGGGUUGGAGAUCGUGAAUCCGCAAGCAGCAGAGAAAGUGGGUGGAGAGGAAAAUGCAAAAUAUUUCUCCAGCACAUCUGGGUUUCUGCAAGCAUCAAGGAAAUGAAACUAAAUUGUAUUUAAAUAAAUUCCAUGUCCUUUUAAA